CACACCCGGUGAACAAACCAGCAUGGCGGUCGUAUUGAGGCUCGUCAACAGGACAUCGCUGAAAUAUGCAAUGGGACAGCAGUUUUUUGCCUUCAGUUCUACUUCUAAAGCCAAGUCGCAAGCAGAUGUGCAAACUGUCAAGUCGCUUCCAAAAAGGGUGAAAAUAGUUGAGGUGGGUCCCAGAGAUGGUCUUCAGAACGAAAAGACGCUCGUUCCAACAGAGACUAAAAUCCAGCUCAUUGACCUGUUGUCCGAGUCGGGAUUGUCUGUAAUAGAAGCCACGAGUUUUGUCUCCCCGAAGUGGGUCCCACAGAUGGCAGACCAGGUGGAGGUGAUGAAAGGGAUCUCCAGGAAACCUGGUGUGUGCUACCCAGUUCUUACUCCAAAUCUGAAAGGCUUUCAGGCUGCUGUGCAAGCCGGCGCUGCUGAGGUGGCCAUAUUUGGAGCUGCAUCCGAGCUGUUUAGCAAGAAGAACAUAAACUGCUCAGUGGAUGAGAGUUUACAGCGCUUCGACGAUGUCAUGAAGGCAGCAAAAGAAGCCGGUGUGCCAGUUAGAGGAUAUGUGUCGUGUGUCCUCGGAUGCCCGUAUGAAGGCAAAGUGUCGCCGGACAAAGUGGCGUAUGUGGCCAGGCGUCUGUACUCAAUGGGGUGUUAUGAGGUUUCACUGGGUGAUACCAUUGGAGUGGGGACUCCCGGAAGCAUGAUGGAGAUGCUGGAGGCGGUCAGUAAAGAGGUGCCGGUCCACGCCCUGGCCGUGCACUGCCAUGACACCUACGGUCAAGCGCUGGCCAAUAUUCUGGUUGCACUUCAGAUGGGGGUCAGUGUGGUGGACUCCUCUGUGGCAGGACUGGGUGGUUGUCCGUAUGCUCAGGGGGCUUCUGGGAACGUCGCCACUGAAGAUGUCGUCUAUAUGCUACACGGACUUGGGAUUGAAACGGGAGUGGACCUUCCCAAACUGAUGGAUGCUGGCGCUUUCAUCUGCCGAAGUCUCAACAGAAGAACCAGCUCGAAGGUCGCGCAGGCUGCCUGCAAGCUAUGAGCACAUUAAUACGGAACGGACUCUAACCUCAACCUGUCCCUUCUGGUUUUGUUGUUUGAGUCUGGAUGUCUGUUGAACUGAACAAUUGAAAGCAUGAACAAAACGGAGCCUUAUGUAUAGUCUUUAGUUUCACGUUUAUGUUGUGAUCUCACUAAGCCUGUGAAUUUCUAAUCCUGUUAAUUUGUCAUAGCGUUUGGGCUUUUAUUAUUUAUUGUAACAGAUAGUGUACAUAUAAUGAGAAGAGAAAUAAAAUGUAUAUUGUGUGCGGCUCUGGACGAUGCUGUCUUCGAUUAAGAAGCUUUGAAUUAUAAAUGACUUUCUUAA
Messenger RNA from Synchiropus splendidus (mandarinfish), 1363 nucleotides. RefSeq names its product 3-hydroxy-3-methylglutaryl-CoA lyase (gene hmgcl). The transcript has 9 exons. Lineage: Eukaryota; Metazoa; Chordata; Actinopteri; Syngnathiformes; Callionymidae. Bases 23 to 1039 code for a protein of 338 amino acids. Gene Ontology annotation, biological process: ketone body biosynthetic process; L-leucine catabolic process. The record is from RefSeq and is a predicted model, not a curated record. Gene Ontology annotation, molecular function: hydroxymethylglutaryl-CoA lyase activity.